AAGUGAAUGCAAAUAAAAUAUAAAAUUAUAUACGCACAUUUGAAAAUAUAUUGGAAGGAUGGGUCAGGAGGAUCAAGAGCUAUUAAUACGCGGCAAUAGUAAAAAUACCUCAGCCGAGCAUUUGCAUAAUGGUGAUACAACAACCACUGCUGGUGGUGCCACCUCCCAGAGCUGCAUUAAUCAGAGCUUUGGACAAAGCAAAAACUACGGAACCCUAAAUACACCGCCACAGCCCGAUGAUGGCAACAGUUCAACGCAAUUGGCCGAGAAUCUUACCUAUGCCUGGCACAAUCUGGAUAUAUUUGGGGCUGUUAAUCAGCCCGGCUCUGGCUGGCGUCAAUUGGUCAAUCGUACACGUGGCCUCUUCUGCAAUGAACGUCAUAUACCAGCGCCACGAAAACAUUUACUCAAAAACGUCUGCGGUGUGGCCUAUCCCGGUGAACUAUUGGCAGUUAUGGGUAGCUCUGGAGCUGGUAAGACAACUUUGCUGAAUGCUUUGGCCUUUCGUUCACCGCAAGGCAUUCAGGUGUCACCAUCGGGAAUGAGACUACUUAAUGGUCAGCCGGUCGAUGCCAAAGAGAUGCAGGCUCGAUGUGCUUAUGUGCAGCAAGAUGAUCUAUUUAUUGGUUCGCUGACAGCUCGCGAACAUUUGAUAUUCCAUGCCAUGGUGCGAAUGCCGCGCAAUUUGACAUACAAACAGCGUGUGGCACGAGUGGAUCAGGUAAUACAGGAAUUGUCGUUGAGCAAGUGCCAGAAUACGAUAAUCGGUGUUCCGGGUCGUGUGAAGGGUCUUUCGGGUGGCGAGCGAAAACGUUUGGCCUUCGCCUCAGAAGCUCUCACCGAUCCACCGCUGUUGAUAUGCGAUGAACCCACCUCGGGACUGGAUUCAUUUACAGCCCAUAGUGUGGUUCAAGUACUGAAGAAGCUAUCGCAAAAGGGCAAAACUGUCAUUCUAACCAUACAUCAGCCGUCCUCGGAAUUAUUUGAGCUAUUUGACAAGAUUCUUCUAAUGGCAGAGGGACGUGUGGCCUUCCUCGGCACACCCAGCGAGGCAGUGGACUUCUUCUCAUAUGUGGGAGCUCAGUGUCCAACAAACUACAAUCCAGCUGAUUUCUAUGUCCAAGUGCUGGCUGUUGUGCCUGGCAGGGAGUUAGAAUCGCGUGAUCGCAUUGCCAAAAUUUGCGAUAACUUCGCCAUUAGUAAGGUGGCUAGGGAUAUGGAGCAAUUGCUGGCAGCCAAGACCCAAUCGCAGCCGCUGGAGCAACCAGAGAAUGGAUACACCUAUAAGGCCACCUGGUUUAUGCAAUUCCGAGCUGUAUUAUGGCGUUCAUGGUUAUCCGUGCUUAAGGAACCAUUGUUGGUUAAAGUGCGACUCAUUCAAACGACGAUGGUUGCCAUACUCAUUGGAUUAAUCUUUCUGGGUCAGCAACUGACCCAAGUCGGUGUCAUGAAUAUCAAUGGAGCCAUCUUUCUGUUUUUGACCAAUAUGACGUUUCAGAAUGUAUUUGCCACCAUAAAUGUCUUCACAUCCGAACUGCCUGUCUUUAUGAGGGAAUCUCGUAGCCGUUUGUAUCGUUGUGAUACGUAUUUUCUGGGCAAGACUAUAGCCGAACUGCCACUGUUUCUUACUGUUCCACUGGUUUUCACAGCGAUUGCCUAUCCCAUGAUUGGAUUACGGGCCGGAGUUUGGCAUUUCUUUAAUUGUUUGGCCCUGGUCACUUUGGUGGCGAAUGUUUCCACAUCGUUUGGCUAUCUCAUCUCCUGUGCCAGCUCAUCCACAUCAAUGGCGCUGUCGGUGGGCCCACCAGUGAUUAUACCAUUCCUUCUGUUUGGUGGUUUCUUUUUGAAUUCCGGCUCAGUGCCUAUUUAUCUGAAAUGGUUGUCAUAUUUAUCCUGGUUCCGUUAUGCCAACGAGGGCCUACUCAUCAAUCAAUGGGCCGAUGUGGAGCCGGGCGAGAUUACCUGCACCUCAUCAAACACCACAUGCCCCAGUUCGGGUAAAGUUAUAUUGGAGACAUUGAACUUUUCUGCUGCCGAUUUACCGCUGGAUUAUGUGGGAUUGGCUUUACUUAUUAUAAGUUUCCGAGGAUUCGCUUAUGUGGCUCUUCGAUUGCGAGCCAGGCGCAAGGAUUAAGACGAAAUUUUAUCAUAUCUGUAUUAAAUAUUGUUUUAUUUGUUUUAUCCUCGUCUUCCCACAUCCCACAAAAAAAAAAAAGAAAAUAAACAGAGGGCCUAAUUAACUUCGGCCGUGCCGAAAUUUGUAUAUCCUUGCAAUGUCCUUUUUGUAGGUAACUGCAGGCGUCAAAGCAUUUUAAGUAAAAACUUAUUAAAUUGAAAUGAAGUUUUUGAGACCAAAAUUAUCCAUUCAAACAUAUAUGUAAAAUUGACUGAUUUUUUUAAAGUUGGCAAAUAUAAUUAAAGAUUUUCAAAGAUAUAGUAAUCGGGUUUGACUGAUUUUGACAUUUACUGUGCCGACCUGCAAUAUAUCAGCACUGUAGAAAAUUUUUACAUUGAUCCAGACGGAAGAAAGUGUCAAUAUACAGUCUCGUUAAGUAAUCUUUGUCACACAUAUAUACAUAUAUACAUAUAUGUGUAUGCUAUACAGUCGAAGAUGCCUCUCUCUGGGCGUCAAACAAUCCUUACCAAAAUGAAUUUGCAAGGUUAUAAAAAUAGGAAUAACAAUUAAAUACACAAACCCAAAAAAAUAAUAAGAAAAGUUAAUUGUUAC
Messenger RNA from Drosophila willistoni, 2728 nucleotides. It is a transcript of the gene w, whose product is annotated as protein white. NCBI's taxonomy places the organism in Eukaryota, Metazoa, Arthropoda, Insecta, Diptera, Drosophilidae. Gene Ontology annotation, cellular component: plasma membrane. The record is from RefSeq and is a predicted model, not a curated record. Gene Ontology annotation, molecular function: ATP hydrolysis activity; ATP binding; ABC-type transporter activity. Gene Ontology annotation, biological process: transmembrane transport. The transcript is spliced from 6 exons. Bases 59 to 2134 code for a protein of 691 amino acids.